AUGAGAAAACAUUCUCUUGAUCGAUGGCUCUUAGCGGCCGUUCUUGUGGUUCUCCUCUCGUCUUCUUGCACAUUCGCCUCAAAAAAAGCGGUGAAAAAGAAGACGAAGGGUAAGGAGGUGACUUAUGAUGGAACAUCUUUGAUCGUCGAUGGCAAAAGAGAGCUUCUCUUUUCUGGCUCUAUCCAUUAUCCUCGCAGCACUCCUGAAAUGUGGCCAAGUAUCAUCAAGAGAGCGAAACAGGGUGGUUUGAACACCAUUCAAACAUACGUUUUCUGGAAUGUACAUGAGCCUGAACAAGGAAAGUUCAACUUUUCGGGACGAGCUGAUUUGGUGAAAUUCAUUAAGUUGAUUGAGAAGAAUGGCAUGUAUGUAACAUUGAGGCUUGGACCAUUUAUCCAAGCUGAAUGGACUCAUGGAGGACUUCCUUAUUGGCUUAGAGAAGUUCCUGGAAUUUUCUUCCGUACAGACAAUAAAGAAUUCAAGGAACAUACAGAGAGGUAUGUACGGAUGGUACUCGACAAAAUGAAGGAGGAAAAAUUGUUUGCUUCACAAGGAGGCCCCAUCAUAUUAGGACAGAUUGAGAACGAGUAUAGCGCGGUUCAACGCGCAUAUAAAGAAGAUGGUAUGAACUACAUUAAAUGGGGAUCUAAAUUGGUCGACUCAAUGAAUCUUGGGAUCCCAUGGGUUAUGUGCAAGCAGAACGAUGCUCCUGAUCCUAUGAUCAAUGCUUGCAAUGGAAGGCAUUGCGGUGAUACUUUCCCUGGUCCAAACAAAGAUAACAAGCCGUCUUUAUGGACAGAGAACUGGACUACUCAGUUCCGUGUGUUUGGUGAUGCACCAGUUAAAAGAUCAGUAGAAGAUAUUGCUUUCUCAGUUGCUAGAUUCUUCUCCAAGAAUGGAAGUCAUGUGAACUACUACAUGUACCAUGGAGGAACCAACUUUGGAAGAACCUCUGCCCAUUAUGUAACAACUCGAUACUACGAUGAUGCACCUCUUGAUGAAUAUGGUUUAGAGAGAGAGCCUAAGUAUGGUCAUCUUAAACAACUUCACAGUGCUCUUAACCUCUGCAAGAAACCACUUCUUUGGGGUCAGCCUCGCACCGAGAAGCCUGGAAAGGAUACAGAGAUUAGAUACUACGAACAGCGUGGAACUAAAUCUUGUGCAGCUUUCUUGGCUAACAACAACACCGAAGCUGCAGAAACCAUUAAGUUCAGGGGAAAAGAUUACGUGAUAGCUCCUCGUUCCAUUAGUAUUCUUCCAGAUUGUAAAACUGUUGUUUACAACACUGCACAGAUUGUGUCUCACCACACUUCAAGAAACUUUAUGAAGUCUAAGAAGGCGAACAAGAAAUUAAAUUUCAAAGUGUUCACUGAGCCAUUGCCUCAUAAGUUAAAGGGUGACUCUUACAUACCCGUUGAGCUUUACGGUUUGACUAAAGACAAAUCAGACUAUGGAUGGUACACAACAAGCUUCAAGAUCAAUGAGAAUCAAUUACCUAAGAAGAAAGGAGCUAAAACUAAUGUGAGAAUUGCUAGUCUUGGACAUGCAUUGCACGUUUGGUUUAACGGAGAAUACCUUGGUAAGAUUGGUGUAUAUAUGAUAUGCAAAAAUAUGAAAAUGAGCUAUGAUGAUGAUGAUGUUAAUUUUUUUUCUCUACUACCAGGAAAUGGACAUGGAAGCCAUGACGAGAAAAGUUUUGUUUUCCAGAAGCCAGUUGCACUAAAAGAAGGAGAGAAUCACCUUGUUAUGCUUGGUGUUCUCACUGGAUUUCCAGACAGUGGAUCUUACUUGGAGCAUCGAUACACCGGUCCUCGCAGUGUUUCCAUCUUAGGCUUGAGUUCUGGAACACUAGAUCUCACUGAAAGCAGCAAAUGGGGGAACAAGGUCGGUAUGGAAGGUGAGAGACUCGCAAUCCAAACCAGGAAAGGUUUGAGGAAGGUUAAAUGGCACAAAUUCUCUGGAAAAGCACCAGGACUUACAUGGUACCAGACCUACUUUGAUGCACCAGAGAGCGAAAGCGCAGCAGCGGUUCGAAUGAGUGGAAUGGGGAAAGGAUUGAUUUGGGUGAACGGAGAAGGCGUUGGAAGAUAUUGGCAGUCUUUCUUGAAUCCAUUAAACCAAUCCACGCAAAUAGAAUACCACAUCCCUAGAUCUUUCUUGAAACCCAAGAAAAAUCUUCUUGUUAUAUUUGAGGAAGAGCCUAAUGUGAAGCCUAAGCUUAUAGACUUUGUCAUCGUCAACAGAGACACUGUUUGUUCUUACGUUGGAGAAAACUACACUCCAAAUGUUGGACACUGGAUUAGGAAGAAAGACGAGGUACAAGCCAUCACAGAUAACGUGAGUCUCACGGCUACUCUUAAAUGCUCAGGCAAUAAGAAGAUCGCAGCCGUUGAGUUCGCUAGCUUCGGAAACCCUAUUGGUGAUUGUGGAAACUUCACAGUUGGUACUUGUAAUGCUCCUGUUUCAAAGCAAGUCGUUGAGAAGCAUUGUUUGGGGAAAGCAGAGUGUGUGAUUCCGGUGAACAAGAGCACAUUCCAACAAGACAAGAAGGAUUCAUGCAAGAACGUUAUCAAGACGCUUGCCGUGCAAGUCAAAUGUGCUCGUCAAAAGAAGAAAUGA
Eruca vesicaria subsp. sativa (arugula) is the source of this 2619-nucleotide messenger RNA. Lineage: Eukaryota; Viridiplantae; Streptophyta; Magnoliopsida; Brassicales; Brassicaceae. The record is from the annotation of a GenBank genome assembly.